This is a messenger RNA of Didymodactylos carnosus, 1689 nucleotides long. Lineage: Eukaryota; Metazoa; Rotifera; Eurotatoria; Philodinida; Philodinidae. The record is from the annotation of a GenBank genome assembly.
AUGUUAUCGAGAGUCAAACCUGGUCGAAGCCUUAAAUUACUGCGUCGAAAACAGCCUGUUUUAGUUGGAUUUGACAAUUUUGCUGGUAUUACUGCAUCGUACCUUAUUGCUAACCAUCCUAAAGUUUCUUGUGUUCUAUCAACACAUGAAGGAUAUUCACCUAAAUUACAAGCUUUAAUUAAAAAAUAUGUUAACAAGAAACAUAUGAAAGAUGCAAUGGAACAUGGUGCAUUAUUAUCAUAUGCUAUGACGGUGAAUUGUGGUGAAUAUUUACGUAAUAUUCCUGUUACCAGUGAUAACAUAUUUAAUCUUGUUACAUGGUUUUCGAAAGGCAUUGAUGUUGGCAAAAAAUUUAUUGUCAGUUUUGAAAAUGAUCUAUUAUUUGAUUUUUUGAUGAAACAUGGAGCACGAAUAAAGCAUGUCAAGCAACGAACAACAGCAACACUUCAUUAUUAUGAAUUAGAAUCACGUGGAGAAAUAUAUAAAUUUUUUUCGUUCAGUCGAAUAACUAAAACACCCGUGUAUAUUGUUACAGAUAAUAAGAAUCCGGAUAAACUGAUUAGUCUUUGGUUGGGUGAUGAUAAACAUGCUAAAACGGUCAGUCGAAAUCAAAUUCACGACUAUAUUCAUUCAAGAGAUGUUAUUGCAUUAUGUAAAUCAACAAACUCACUCAAUCUCCAAUAUUCUGAACAACAAACACGAAGCCUGAUACCCAGUCUGCCGGCUAGUGAUAAACAAAGACCUUUUAUAGAACAGCUCAAGCCACCAUCGAACGUCAACACUAAACAAAGUUCGUCUGCAUGUUCCAAUAUACCACAUCUAUCAACACAACCAGAACCAUCAAAGACACAAUUAACAAAGGCAGAACUAAACAAAUUAUCAAAACAGGAUAUAGAACAGGAAUAUUCUAAAUUAAAAAUCCAAGCGGAUAAUUACUGUAGCACAAUAGCGCAACGACCGCAAAAUAGAGAAAAAAAUCGUUAUAACGAUGUGGUACCCGACGAUAAAUCACGCGUUGUGCUCGCCUCUGAUGUAGACGGCGAUGGAGAUUAUAUAAAUGCAAAUUUUAUUAAUGGUUAUCAAAAAAAAAAUGCGUAUAUAGCAACGCAAGCACCAUUAACUGAUACCACGAAUGAUUUUUGGCGGAUGGUAUGGCAAUUUGAAGUUGGAAUUAUUGUCAUGUUAACAAGAUUGACAGAAGAUAACAAAGAAAAAAGUGCUCUCUAUUGGCCUAUGAACACGAAAUUCGUAACUCAUGGACUAUACACAAUAACAAACAUGAGAACAGCUGUGACAAAUGAUGAUUUUACCAUUACUGAGUUACAAUUGAAGGCAAAGAAAGAUUCGAAGAUUCAUCGCAAAGUCUAUCAUGCUUACUUUACUGCGUGGCCAGACAGAGCCAUACCAGACACACCGGACAGUAUGAUUCGAUUUCUACGAGAGGUUGAUAAAUGGUCCGAACAAGCUGAUGUCAAAGGACCAAAACUUAUACAUUGUAGUGCAGGCAUUGGACGUACUGGUACAUUUAUUACAAUUGAUAUAAAUAUAAAACGUUAUAUUAGUGAACAGACUGUUGAUAUUUAUCAAACUGUUGAAGAGCUGCGUAAGCAUCGUAUUAGUAUGAUACAAGGUCAUCAGCAAUAUCUUUAUUGUUUUACAGUACUGAAGGCUUUAAUCGAAAGAUUAUGA